UUUUUUUCGAACAAGGUUGUGAGGCUUUUAGUUGUGUCUGUAUAUUUUUUAUUUAGUAAAUCGCUGGUUGCAGGGCACUCCAGGGUUCGCGCCAGCUAUUCUCCCACAUCAUGUGAUGUUGUUGAACACAGCAGCCACAGCCAGAGAGACACUGUGAGAAUCAGUGUGGAAUAAAAGGUAUUCCAAAGACAUGUUCAUAAUCCUUCAAGCAGAUCGGAUUGUCACUUUAAUUGUAAUUUACACCUUGACCAAAUUAAGACACUCUCUGGGGCUUGGCUUUCGUGAUCAUUUGUGUUCUCGAUCUCUCCUCCAACUCUUGGCUAACUAUGUGAGCUCAUGCUAGCUCGAUAGUACCAACAUUCACCCAGGCUGAAGCUGGGGCGCAGCAGCAGCGGAGCCUCUGAGCCGACGAUCAUUUCCGACAGCUCCGUAUGGAUUUGACGUCGGCAUACAUUGUUGCUUGAUGUCUUACAAAGGGCCGAUUAUAGGUGAUUUCGAAGAUGGGGGAACCUUGUGACCUUAAGCACUUCGUGAAGUGUGGCGUCACUUUGGAGGGCUCAUUUCUCUGAUUUGGAUUAUUCUUGGCCAGCAGCCUCUUCAGGCCUUCUAAUCCUAGACGAGUUUCACAAUGGACACUCUGCUCAAGUCAGAAAUCAGAGAGGAGGGGAGUGGUGCCUCGGUGAAGGUGGAGGGCCUAUCCAAGGCAGCUCUAAUCAAAAGCCUGUCUCCCAGAGUCAUGCUAUCCAACCAUCUCCUGCCUAAAGGGACCAAGAUGAAGGUCAACCUAGAGGAUCAGGGUCGUCAGAAAGUGUCCUUCAGCUUCGCACCGACCAAGAAGCCACUGCAGAGCCUGUUCUUCAUCCCUGCCAGUCCUGAAAAGUCUAUCGCUGAACCUCUCCCUGCUUUGUCACAGUCAACCUCAGACAAAGGCGGGCAGGAUACAGACAGCAAAAAUGAGCAAAAGCAGACACCCAUGGUGCCAACAUCAACAGCAGACACACAGUCUGAAACCCCAGUCUCCUCAGCCACUAAACCGAAGACAGACCUAGCAAAGAUGCAUUUUAAGAAGCAAAUUCUCAGUGUCUCUGUAACUGAAGAGAAACCAACAUCUGUUGUGCCAGAGGAGCCGCACUCCUCUGAAUUGCAGGUUCUGCUGAAAUCAACAAGUAAGAGUGUAACUGAAUUCCCAACACCCCAGCCUCAGAAUGUCGUCAGUGUCUGCCCCUCUGAGAAUGCUCACAUUGAAGCCUCUGAGACAAGGGUAACCCCUAGCCUCAAGAAGCCAGCUGCUUCCUUAGGAAAACAUGGAGAGAGUUCCAGCAUUGCUGAGCGGGACAGUAAGGUAUACAAAAGGAAAACCAGGUCCCAAUCUGAUAGUGCUCCCCCUGGCUCAGAAUCUGAUGGAGAUUCAGUCCAGAUGUCUUCCAGUCGCAAAUCAGUUGACUCCAAAGGUAAAACGAACUCUGACAGUAGAAACAAAGAGGUGAAAAAGUCUUCCUCUGGUUCACAUGCGGAGGAAAAGGAAAAAAGUUCUUCUAAGCGGUCAGAGAAUCAUGAAAGGUCUUCUAGUUACUCCAAAUCAGACCGUGAUUCUAGACACAUAUCUUUACGCUCAUCUCGAUCAGACAAAGAUCGCAGAAGGUCCAGGUCUAGAUCACGGUCUAGAUCAAGAGGGUCUCGAACAAGUUCAUCUCACUCCAGGUCAGAGAGAUCCCGAGGUGACAGAGGAUCCCGCUCUGAAAGGUCAUACUAUCAUGAUUCUGAUCGGAGAUCACACAGGAGUUCUCCACGCAGAGAGAGAAGACGCUCUCGUUCUCGCACUGACAGAACUCGGGACAGUUCUGACUCUGAGGAUGACCAUAGGAAGACAAGGACAAGGACUAGUGACUCCAGUAGGUCAUCUGCCCAUGCAAGCUCAUAUAAAGAGUCAAAAUCAUCUUCCUACUCAAAAUCUGAAAAGGCCUCUAAAUCUGCAGAUUCUCCUCACUCCUCGGAGUUGGAUAAAAGAACACAAUCGUCAAGGUUUGAAAGGACUUCAAAGCGACUAUCAGACUCUGAUUCCCAGCGCAAGUGCUCUCCUGAUCUGGAUUCCAGUUACCGUAAAUCUAGCUCCCAUCACAAGUCAGAGACCAACAGCAAAUCAUCUUCUUCCAAUAUGCAAACCCACUCUCAAACAUAUGAAAAACGCCAAAAAAGCAGCUCGAGUGACUCUGAGGCAGAUCAUAAGGGAAAAUCACAGACCUCUGACAAAAGCUCUGGCUCAGAGGAGAACUGUAAAAACUCCCAAAAGAAAACCAGUAGGCCAGACUCAAAGCAGAUGACCCCUUCUAGAUGUUCUGUGAAAACCAGCGGACAUGAUAGACAAUCGAAUGACAUAUUUCACAGCCCCGGAAAAGCACCAUCAUGUGCAAACACCACAGAAUCGUGUUCUCAGAGUGAAAAAGAAAACUCUGAUUCCCAACCAGGUGGAAAUGAACUUAGUAAUCUGGAUUUUAAGGAGAUGGUCUCAUGCACUGAUAAGAGUCUGCAAGAAUCGUCAUCCAAGAGAUCAAAAGAAACAAAAUCAGGUCCUGAAGUUGAGAAUGAAAAUGCCUCAGCUAUAACCUCAAGUGAAAGCCUAAAGCAUGUAAAUGCAGCCCUGGAAAACUUGACCAAUGUGAAGGAUACCCUUUCUUCUAGUAACCGACCACAUGUGAACUCAAAUGCAGCUGUCUUAAAUCCAUGCAGUAGUAAUGAUAGUAUAAUGUGCAGCCAGGACAAGAAAGUUGUUGACUGUUCACCAGGGCCAAAGUCCUUACUUUAUACAACAGAUAUACCUGUCACACAUGAUGUCCAGCAGAACACUAAACCAGAGAUUGUUGAGCUGAAUAAAGUUUCGACAGUCGACAAGCAGUGUGGCACAAGUGUGCUGCUCAAAUCUGAUUCAUCAUGUCUUGAAUCUGAGAAUCAGUUGACGAUUGAACAGCAAAAAAUGGAUACUGUGAAAAAGAGCAGCAGUACUACCAAAAAGUCCCGAUGGGAUAUUGUUGGGCAGGAUGCCUCAGAGAGUGAUAAUCCACAGAGGAUACUUUGUGCAGAGAGUAAGCCUACUGUUAAAAAGGUGAUCUCUGUCAAAAAAAUUGAGUUUUCUAAAGACAGUAACCAACAAGACUCAGACAUUAACAAGGCUAUUCAGCAAGAAGCUGAAACACAUUCCAAACUGGUGAAGCAGACUGAGAUCUCUAAGCAGGAAGUCGGCUCAGACAGCACAUCCAUGACCGAUAACUACAAAGACCAAAGUGAGCCUUCACCAGCGAGCACCAGCAUUGACCACUGUGACUUAAAAUUGAGCGUUUCUCAAAAAACAAACACAGAUGAGCCUCUGCACAUAAAUGAUACAUCACAGGUUGACAAAGCUGCAAAGAUGCAGAGUUGGAAUGGUCAUGAAGAAAAAUCCAAGGACAGUGCACAGAAGAGCAAAUUGAAUAAGAGAACAUCACUUAAUCAGGAUGCAUUAGGAGGACAGAGUGAGGCCAGUGAUAGUGACAACUCGGAGUAUGACUCUGAUUGUGGCGAGGCUAUAAAACGAUUGCAUUCUGUGGUGGUGGUGCCAAAGAAUUCUUCCCUAACAAUAGAUACACAGGACACGAGAGCUUCCCCAUGCACUCCAAUGAAUAGUUCAGAACUGCAAAAUGCUAGUAUAGCAGCUGACCUGAAUAUCGGUGAAGUCCCAAGACAAAGGCAGGGGAGUCCUUCCACUGCAUUUGUGGAGACCAGUGGUUCGUGUGCUGGUGUAAAUGAUUCAUCCAAUAGCAUUAUGUUGUGUCAAUCCCAGAGUAAUAUGAUUGAUAGCACCAGUCACUCGGAGGGUUCCAGCUCCAUCCGUGCCCAGCCUUACAUGGCUGGUCAUAUCAGUGCCCAUGGAAGUGCCACAGAUCCUGCCCACAGCCUUGAUAAUUCCAGACAGUGUGAGCAAGGGCACAUACAGCAUAAUGUAAGCAGCAGAGGUGAAAGGAUGUACUCCCAUUACCUACAUGAUGAUUUCUCCAAUGCUGACAAUAUAAAUGACAAGAAUGGAUUCAGCCUGGGUUGGGAUUUUUCGCAACCAGAACAGCCCAGUAGUACAUACCAGCAGCCUGAUAGCAGUCAUGGGCCACAGUUACUGAACACUAAACUGACAGGAACCUCUCCCAAGGAACAGGAGCAUGUGCAGAGUAAUGCCUCCUGGAACCACCAAUCCCCAAACAUGCAGACUAACAGCAAACCCUACCUCCAUGUGCAUGAACAUUAUCAGGAUCCUGCAGGUGAAAUCCAUCCUGACUCCCUAACUAAUGACCAUGAUGACUACAGUGGGCAUAAACUAUCUAAUCUUAGUAAAACUGCUGUUGAAUGCAAUGGACCUAACACUCCUGGGUCAUCAAGCUUUGUACAAGGUCAUGAAAUAAGCAGCAACAGCAGGGGCUCUGCUGUGCCUGACCCCCCAAGAGAAGACAGUUUUAGACCCCACAGAGGCCGGGGCCCUCCCAAGAAAAGGCGUCCAGAGAUUGAGUCUGAUUCAGACAAUGAGGCCGAAGCUGGGCCGGCAGGCAAGAGGGAGCGUCAAGGAGAUACUGACGUCUCUAAGGAAACUCAUGUCAAAGCUGAGGUGCACCGUCCAUCACUCACUCUGCAAGACUUUCAAGAUGCGAAUAAAUGGAGAGAGUCGUCCAAGUCUAAGAAGAUGCCCCCUUACUUUGACUUGAUUGAGGAGAACCUGUACCUGACUGAGAGAAAAAAGAGCAAAUCUCAUCGAGAUAUCAAAAGAAUGCAAUGUGAGUGCCCAGUGCUGCCCAGAGAGGAGCGUUCAAGGGGAGUAUUAGCAUGCGGGGAAGACUGUUUAAACCGGCUGCUGAUGAUUGAGUGCUCCUCACGGUGCCUGAAUGGAGUCUACUGCUCUAAUCGACGCUUUCAGAUGAAACAACAUGCAGACUUCGAUGUUAUCCUCACAGAAGACAAGGGUUGGGGACUGCGGGCAGCUAAAGACUUAACUCCAAACACCUUUGUGCUGGAAUACUGCGGGGAGGUAUUGGACCACAAGGAGUUCAAAACAAGGGUGAAAGAAUAUGCACGUAAUAAAAACAUCCACUACUACUUCAUGUCUCUAAAGAAUAAUGAGAUCAUUGAUGCAACGCUGAAGGGUAAUUGCUCUCGGUUUAUGAACCAUAGCUGCGAGCCCAACUGUGAAACCCAAAAGUGGACUGUCAAUGGCCAGCUUAGAGUUGGGUUCUUCACCACCAAGGCUGUCACUGCAGGAACUGAACUGACGUUUGAUUACCAGUUCCAGAGAUAUGGCAAAGAGGCACAGAAAUGCUUUUGUGGAGCACCCAGCUGCAGAGGCUUCCUGGGUGGGGAGAACAGAGUUAGUGUUCGGGCAGCUGGAGGGAAGAUGAAAAAAGACCGCAGUCGAAAGAGUGCUCUCACCACGGUUGAUGAGGAGCUGGAGGCGUUACUGGAGAAUGGUGAAGGCCUGUAUGAUGAGAAACAGGUGGUGUCUCUCUGCAGACUAAUGGUCCGAGUGGAAACCAUGGAGCAGAAACUCAUCUGCCUCAAGCUCAUACAAGAUACUCAAAAUCCAUCAUGCCUGAAGCAGUUCCUAGACCAUCAUGGAUUGUCUUUGCUGUGGAUCUUCAUGGUGGAGCUUUCUGAAGCUAAAGGCAACAGUGCCAAUAACAUCAAACUGCAGUCAGAGAUUAUGAAGACCUUGGCUGUGCUGCCUAUCUCUACUAAGAACAUGUUGGAGGAGAGCAGAGUCCUGACCUUCAUUCAGCGAUGGGCCCAGACAAAAACUCUCCCGCAGCCUGCUGAGAUGGAUGGCUACUCUAGUGAGAACACUUCCCGUGCUCAAACACCCCUCAACACUCCAGAUGGUUCCUCCACCAAACUGGGACCAGAAUUGGAUGGGGACACCUCCAAACCUGCUGUGUACCGCCGCCUUAAAAUCAUCAGUGAAAACAGUCUGGACAGUGCACUCUCUGACGCUAGCAAAGCAUCUGAUGGGAAGGAGGAAGAGGAGGAGGAGGAAGAUGAGGAAGAAGAUGAAUCCUCACAUGCAGGACUUCCUGACAGCAAACACUUGAAGGCAGACCCAGCGUGUGAAACUGCAGAUCCAGUGAAAGGAAUGAUGGAAGAGUCAGUGACAGAAGAGAAACAGGAAGAGACAGGGAUGAGUUCAAGCAGUCAACACCAACCUCAAUCAGAGGAGGUAAAAGAAAAAAUGGAGUCAGAUUUGGAGAAGGAAAUUGAGAUGAAAGAGGACAUGAGUGAGGGUCAGACUGAUGAAUUUGAGGGGCCAAAAGAGCCUAGUGAGGAACAGGAGAGUGGGGAGGAGCAGACCAGUCAGGCAGUGACAGAAAAGGCUGAACUAGAAGGAGAUCAGCCCACCGUUGAAGUUAUCGAGCCAGAGAGUCAGUCCAUCCAAACAGAUGUUGCUGAUCUUCCACCUGAGCAGCCUUCAGAGAAUAUGGAAGCCCAGGCAGAGACACAAGAGGCUGAAAAACCUCCUCCUGGCAGUGAGGCGCAACCUGAUGAAUCUAUCACUGAUGCUACUCCAAGCUCUGAGACCCCAGAGGCCAGUAUGCCCUCUGAGGUCACAGCGAACCCUGUGGACCCAUCAGUGAUAGGUACUCCUUCUCAGGAUGAAGAGGAAGGUGUCUCAGAUGUGGAGAGUGAGAGGAGUCAGGAGCCCCAACUCAAUGAUUUGGACAUUAGUGGCAUGGCUGCCAGGCUUCUGGAAAGCUGGAAGGAUCUGAAGGAGGUGUACAGAAUACCAAAGAAGAGUCAGGUGGAAAAGGAAGCAAAUGAUCGCAGCCGAGAUCGAGACACAGCUUUGACACCACGCACCACUUCUGGUAGCCGAGAACGAGAAAGGGAGCGAGAGAAGGAGAGGGAACGCGAUAGAGACCGAGAUUAUGACAGGGAUCGAGACAGGGAUCGAGACUGGGACAGGGACAGAGACAGAGACAGAGAUCGUGACCGGGAACGUGAUCGAGUCUCUGACAAAACUCCACGCAGCACUGAGAGACGAAGGAGACGUUCCGCUUCUCCACCACCCUCAUCCUACGAGAGAAGCAGCCGACGCACUGAGGAACGGUUUGACCCAUCUAACAGCAACAAGACACCAAGGGGAACUGGUGGCAAGGAGCGCAAUAAGCUGUCCACAGAGGAGCGCAGAAAGCUGUUCGAACAGGAGGUUGCUCAGCGGGAAGCCCAGAAACAACAACAGCUUCAGCAGCAGCAGCAGCAGCUUCAAACUAUGGCUUAUGACCCUGCUCUGGCCUAUGCCUCCAGCCCUGGCUUCAUCACAUACCCUCCUGGAUAUCCCAUCCAGACCUUUGUGGAUCCCUCCAACCCCAAUGCAGGCAAAGUACUGCUACCUACCCCUGCAGUUGAGCCUACCAUGAACUAUGAACAGACGCCUCCCCAGCGUCUUAUCUCAGACCUGGGACUGACCUCUCCAUCCUCCACUUCCCAGGCCACUCCAGUCUCUAAUCUCUCUCAGCACAUCACCACCACCAACCUCGCCACUGGCAACCCUCAGCAGUAUGCCCAGCCAACUGUAGCAACCCAGGACACAGGCGUAGCUGUCCUCUCUGUACCUGCCCAGACGGCCCCUCCAGUACAGGGCCAUCAGAGCUACACCACUCUCUGGGAUCCCACUACUCAGCAGGCAGUGACUGUGCAGACACAGCCUGCACAGCAGUAUGCCACAGCCCCAGCACAGGCUCAGACACAGACGGCCAUCUAUUACCAGGGCCAGCCAUGCCAAACCAUCUACAGCAUCCCCACUGCUUACCCUCAGGCCAGCACUCCCGUCAUACAGGCGUACACUGAACCCACAGCCAGUUACCUGCAUGGCCAGCCUGUGUAUCCCAGUCAUCAGCAGGGAGUGGUGGUGCAGCAGGGAGGCACAGUCACCACCAUCGUCACAUCCCAAACUGUCCAACAGGAAAUGAUUGUACCCAACAAUGUGAUAGACCUGCCUCCUCCCUCUCCCCCCAAACCCAAAACUAUCGUCCUACCUCCCAACUGGAAAGUGGCCCGGGACCCUGAAGGCAAGAUCUACUACUACCAUAUUGUCACAAGGCAAACACAGUGGGACCCUCCAACCUGGGAAGGAAGUAGCGACAACACUAGUGUGGACCAUGAAUCUGAGAUGGACCUGGGAACGCCCACCUAUGAUGAGAAUCCUUCCAAGUUCUCCACUAAGACAGCUGAAGCAGAUACUUCCAGUGAGCUGGCUAAAAAGAGUAAAGAGACAUUUCGCAAAGAGAUGUCCCAGUUCAUAGUGCAAUGUCUAAAUCCGUAUCGGAAGCCAGACUGCAAACUUGGACGCAUCAGCAACACAGAAGACUUCAAACACCUGGCUAGAAAGCUAACUCAUGGAGUUAUGAAUAAGGAGUUGAAAGCUUGCAACAAUCCUGAGGACCUUGAGUGUAACGAGAACGUGAAGCACAAGACCAAGGAGUACAUCAAGAAGUACAUGCAGAGAUUUGGGUCCGUGUACAGGCCCAAGGAGGACACAGAGGUGUACUAACCUCACAGACCAUAGAUGUUACACUUGUUCUGCGCUAACAAAGGAGAAGCACAGAUUUGCCUUUCCAUUUACUCCUUCAUGUAUGUACUGGCCAGUUUGAACCGUGAAGUAGUUUCUUACACGUAUUUAUGACUAAGAAUUGCACUGCUGCCCAAGAAGCUCACCAGGCCCCGUGGAUCUCGGAGGAGUCAGAGGGCUCGAGUGUUGCUGAACGACCCGAAACUUCAGGUGCAGUGGGUGCAUUGUUCUCGAAGGAUGACACUGAGGGGUGCUGCAGAGACUAAUUUUUUCACAGACUGUUUGUUUGAUUUUAAGCAUUUAUUUUUUUUUCCAUUUGUGGCUCUUAAAUGUUCCAGAGAUGAUCACCUCAAUUCCAUUUUUUAAUCUCCUCUAUCCCUGAAUGAGGAUUACUCAACAGAAUCAGCUUUUGGUAUCAUAUUUAUCAAAGUUUCUUUGUUACUUUCCACUGUUAAAAAUGGAUCAAUGACAGAACAGUCCAGCCCCACUUCCUUUUUCUUGUGCACGCUUCAACCCCUGCCACUGACUCUGAAUCUGGUGCUGCUUUUAACUGGGCUGUGGAGGUCCAACCUUCCACUCCUCAAACCCUGCCUUCUUAACCACAAGACUUUUGGAGCCUCUGUUGUUUUAUGAAUGCAUGAUGUAGGCUGAGGUCAGCGUGGAAUCCUUAUGGAAAUUCCUACAUUCUCCAUGUCUCCUGCUCCAAGUAAUAUGCCCUCACCCGGAUGAACUUUUACUCACAAUACACUUAGGGAUCAGCCAAUAACCAGCAGGUUGGCAAUGGGGUUAGUGAUCAAUAUUUCCAUGUCUUUUAUCAAUUUAUGUAUAAUAACGGGAGCAGGGUUUGAAUGCUAUGUGUGAUGUGCUGUUUAGCUGUAUAUCAAUUUUUCUCCAUUUCCUGUCCAACCCCUCCUCCAACGUGUUCUGCUCUGUUUCCUGAUGCUGAAAAUGAAGGUUGUAGCAUUGCAAUUUUAACCGUUUCUAAACAUCUUGUGUGUUCUGGUUCUUUUUUUUAAAUCAUUUAUAUGUCCUAGUGAGACGUUAGAGACACUUAGGUUGGCCUUGCUCCACAAACUCAUUAAUUUCCAAGAUUUUUACAGUUGUCAAGGUAGUUUCAUUAGCAUUAGGUCACCACUUUGGUGCAGCCUAUUCAUUUGCUUUAAAUAAAGUUCCAACAUCUGUACAUUGCUUUAUAUGUGAAUAUAUUGAAUAAUAGUUUUGGGAAUGUUUAAAUAAGCAGACACUUUGUAAAAGGAUUUCAUGAUUGAAAGUGUAAAUAAUGUGUAAAAUUACCAAAGCUGUACGCAGGAGAGUAGGGUCAGGGAGCACAGUGAGCCCACCCAUCCUCACCAGCUCAGCCCUCCUGAUGCAGUUCCCACAUCACGCUGUCAUACUUAGGACCCUGCUGACUCACAGCCCUCUAUUUUAUUUCAGUGGUGGAGAAGAUUUUCAUGUGUUUUCUUCUUUUCUUUUUUUUUGUCUAUUAUUUUUCUAUGUACAAAGUAAGUUUCACUCUACUCUACUGUAAGUAUUGUGUAAGCACAUUGUCAUACCAAGUGUACAAACAUUUUAAAAGAUAAUAAACUUUUUUGUAAAAUUA
This is a messenger RNA of Siniperca chuatsi (mandarin fish), 10169 nucleotides long. RefSeq names its product SET domain containing 2, histone lysine methyltransferase (gene setd2). Lineage: Eukaryota; Metazoa; Chordata; Actinopteri; Centrarchiformes; Sinipercidae. The record is from RefSeq and is a predicted model, not a curated record. The coding region runs from base 629 to 8551 and encodes 2640 amino acids. Gene Ontology annotation, biological process: regulation of DNA-templated transcription. Gene Ontology annotation, cellular component: nucleus; chromosome. Gene Ontology annotation, molecular function: histone H3K36 methyltransferase activity; protein binding. The transcript is spliced from 22 exons.